AUGACAAUUUUAUAGCCAAAAACAAUAUAAAAGGCACUUCUGCCGAUACUGACCAUCAUGGCUCAGAAAUCAAGAAAAAAACUAAACUGAAGCAGACUAAUUUGCAAAUAGCGGCACUAACUACACCGCAGCAUCGGAUCCAAGAUAGCGCUGGAUACGAGCGACCAGACUUCCAUAUUAGCAGCUCAUCAGAAUCAUCAAUCCAGAGGAUGCUUUAUGAGUUGCAAACAAACAUGCAGAUGGAACUUGCAAAAUUAGCCAAAGAUAUCAGAACAGACAUACAGGCGAUUGGUGAACAAACAGCCCAGCUGGAGUACAAUACUGAGAAAAUUAUUUGGGCCCCCAACACCCUCGCGGCGGCCUCUGAGCACAUUGAAGCGAAACUGGAAGCUCUCACUACCAAAGUAGCUGACCACACUCGCUGUAAUAAUAUCUGUCUCCGUGGCAUUCUAGAGGACGUCAAGCCUUCUGAGCUGCAAAACUACGCUUUGGCCUUUUUCAAGGACUUAGUCCCCAAACCUAUCUGA
Messenger RNA from Pelobates cultripes (western spadefoot toad), 527 nucleotides. The record is from the annotation of a GenBank genome assembly. Lineage: Eukaryota; Metazoa; Chordata; Amphibia; Anura; Pelobatidae.